This is a messenger RNA of Danaus chrysippus (African queen), 555 nucleotides long. The record is from the annotation of a GenBank genome assembly. Lineage: Eukaryota; Metazoa; Arthropoda; Insecta; Lepidoptera; Nymphalidae.
AUGAUGCGUUUAAAUAAAACUCUUAAUAAUGUAAAUACACCCAUUCUAACAUGGGGGAAUCCAUUUGAAGCGAAUGGGAAAGAAGUCAUUAUUUGUGUAACUGGAAAUCCAGGUAUAUCAGAUUUUUACAUUGAAUUUGCUGAAGAGCUGCAUAAAACUUUAAAUUUACCUGUCAUUGUUGUAGGUCAAGCCGGUCACGAGUUUUCCGUUGAUAAUGAAGCUAUUUCAGAGAAAAACAAAGACUUAUACAAUUUACAAGGACAAUUGAAGCACAAGUUAGACUUGAUAGAGAACUACGUUGAUAAAAAAACAUACGAUGAGAUGGACAAUGUAAGAUCACUUAACAAUGAAGCCAUACAAAAGAUUACAAAAAAAUGUAAUGUUAUUUAUUCCUGUAAUGAUGGUUGGGCACCUCUUGAUUAUAUGGCGGAUAUAAAAAAACAACAUCCACAUCUCAGAAUGGUUGAAGCUGCCAAUGUUGCACAUAGUUUUGUAUUAAAAUCAUCACAACUAGUAGCUGAGAUGGUAUCAAAUUACAUAAAGGAGCAAAAAUAA